Molecule: messenger RNA, 315 nt
Organism: Triticum turgidum subsp. durum (durum wheat)
Lineage: Eukaryota; Viridiplantae; Streptophyta; Magnoliopsida; Poales; Poaceae
Source: the annotation of a GenBank genome assembly
AUGGAGUGGUCAGCGAGGCGCUUGCUCGCCGUCGCUGCGUCUGCAGGCAUCCUCUCUAUGCUCAUGCUCCGGAGCAGUGCGGCCAUGGCAGCGCCGCUUCCAGUGCGAGUCGGCGUGGUGCUGGACCUCACCAGCGACGCCGGGAGGAGGAGCCUCACCUGCAUUUCCAUGGCCCUUGAAGACUUCUACCUCAAGCACCCGAGCUACGCCACGCGGGUGGAGCUGCGCUUCAGGGAUUCGCGCGGAGACAUUGUCAGCGCCGCAUACGCUGGCUACUUCUGGUAUUGUCUAGCACGCUCAUGUAGGAGUACGUAG